GCAGCUGUGUGAUUUCCUGAGGACUCUGUUGCUGGUGCUAGGGAUAAAAGCACACAAUAACCUCCAAGUCCCCAGUUCCUAUCCUUCCACCCUCCCUCACCCUACCCCUCCCUCAUUUGGCACCAGAGGAGCCAAACUCACCCAUGCUUUAAACAGUUUGAAGACCAAUCUGAAAGAGGAAGAAGGAUCUGUAUACAUUGACUAGCAUGUGCCCUGCCCCCUCCGCUCUUCAAAGACAGCAGCAGCCCAUCUUUUCAAAGAAGCUUGCCUGAAGAGCAGGCGCCCUGUGAAUGAAGUACACUCUCAGGGUCCUGCAGAUUAUUUAGAUCCACUGUGCAGAUCACCAAUGACGGCUUAGCUGUGCAAGAAACAGGUACAUUGGAUUUACUGAAGACUUGGAGUUUGCUUCUGAGAACAAAAGCAAAAGGACCCUAAAGUGUCAGCCUUGAACUGUGCAGUUUAGGCUUUACGUGAUAUUACAUCAUAAGAGGAACUGACCACAAAGCAGAACCCUUCGUGAAAAGUGCCACAGUGCAACGAAGAGGCACCGAGCAGACAUUCCUAGAAAAACAUGGAUGGAGCUGGAAACCUGACAGCAUCCUCGGCCAGCAAUAACACGUGCAAUGGCUCUAUCGAAGACUUCCGCAAUCAAGUGUACUCCACCAUUUACUCUAUGAUCUCCGUUGUGGGCUUCUUUGGCAACGGCUUUGUGCUCUGUGUCCUCAUAAGAACGUAUCAUGAGAAGUCAGCCUUCCAAAUAUACAUGAUUAACCUAGCGGUAUCAGAUCUACUCUGCGUAUGUACACUGCCUCUCCGCGUGGUCUAUUAUGUUCACAAAGGCAUGUGGUUCUUUGGAGACUUUUUGUGUCGCCUCAGCACCUAUGCCUUGUAUGUCAACCUCUAUUGCAGCAUCUUCUUCAUGACCGCCAUGAGCUUUUUCCGGUGCAUUGCUAUUGUUUUCCCAGUCAAGAAUAUUAAUUUGGUGACAGAGAAAAAAGCCAGAUUUGUGUGUGCUAGCAUUUGGGUUUUUGUGAUUUUGACCAGUUCUCCAUUUCUAAUGUCCAAAAGUUACAAAGAUGAGAAAAACAAUACCAAGUGCUUUGAGCCUCCACAGGACCAUCAAACUAAGAAUCACAUUUUCAUCUUGCAUUAUGUGGCGCUGUUUGUUGGGUUUCUCGUUCCUUUUACUAUUAUAAUUGUCUGUUACACAAUGAUCAUUAUGACUUUGCUAAAAAAUUCCAUGCAGAAAAAUCUACCAAGUCGCAAAAAGGCUGUAGGAAUGAUUAUAGUCGUGACCGCUGCCUUUUUGAUCAGCUUCAUGCCAUAUCAUAUUCAACGUACCAUUCACCUUCAUUUUUUGUACAAUGAAACUAAACCUUGUGAUUCUGUUCUUAGAAUGCAAAAGUCAGUGGUCAUAACUUUGUCUCUGGCUGCAUCGAAUUGUUGUUUUGACCCUCUCCUGUAUUUCUUUUCAGGGGGGAACUUUAGGAGAAGGCUGUCUACAUUUAGAAAGCAUUCUCUGUCCAGCAUGACUUAUGUACCCAAGAAGAAGGUCUCAUUGCCGGAAAAAGACGAUGAAAUAUGAAAAGAAUAGUGUAAACCCAUCUCUGACGCAAAUCAAUGAAAUAUAGUUUCCUGAGCAAGUAUUUUCUCAAAUAAUUAUAAUAAACAUGACGACUUCCACUAAUAAUUUACAAAUACUUAACUAGAUGCAUGCCUAUAAAUUUAUCUCAUUCAUGCAUCCACAUUAUGAUAGGCCCUAAAAGUGUUUUUAAGUGUUAAAAUUUCCAUCCACAACUAUUAACUAAAUCAUCUGGCUGAUAGCCCAGUGGGUUGAGCACGGGCCUGUGAAGCAAAGGGCCACAGGUUCGAUUCCCAGUCAGAGCACAUGACUCAGUUGCAAGCCAGGUCUCCAGCGGGGGGCAUGCGGGAGGAAACCACACAUUGAUGUUUCUCACCUUCCCUUUCUCCUUUCCUUCCUCUCUCUCUAAAAAUAAAAUAAAUAAAAUCUUUUUAAAAAUUUUCAUCCCAUAACUAUUAACUAAAUUAUAAAUUUGAUCAUUUGUCACGAGGUGAAGAAUACUCAUGUAUUGGCACUUAAAAAAAUGGGUACAAGAUCAAGAAUUUCCCCUCAACUGAAAGCUUUACAAAGGACAAGAACUAGCCUUUUCAGAUGUAAAAUUAACAAACAGUUUUCGACCAUACUAACAUGUCCUUCUGCAUGCAUGGCAUCAGAUGACAACUGGAAUGACCCAGGAGCUACAUAAACUGUACUGCCGCCUUCUUCCUUUGUAGCAUUGACUGACGAGGCCAAGUAGGGCCAUUUCUCCCAACAGAACAUACAAAUGCUAGAAAAGCCUGGUAGUCAGCCAAAUGGCCCUUAAAAGGCCCCAUGCAAUGUAUAGUCUGCAAACUAAGGGAGAUAAACCUGGUCAAAGACCAGUUAGUGUCCAAAUGUCUUCUGCUCCUGACUCCCAACCCCUAAAAGACAAUGGUGACACUUUUGUUCAUCACUGAGGUUCUUAUAGGGAAUUCUCCCCCUAUAUGACACACAGACCUUCCUCAAGAAACCAGACAACUGGCAUUUCUAUCUUUGAACAGAAGUAGUUAAAAAUGUAAUGAAAAUGGGUCUACAUUUCUACAUGCUCAUUACUGGGAUCAAAAUGUUCUAAAAUAGAUUUUUAAGAAAAAAUUGUUGAUAUUAUAAAUUGUUUUAAGGAAUACUUAUAUUUAUGCUUAUGUGUAUAAUGAUAUGUAAGAAAUUUUGCUCUGUGAUAUACAUUUAUGAGUGGAAGUGAAUUACAAGCUGUACUAGUGUUUUAUACUUUUUACUUUUUUAUUGGCAUGUUGACAGGAAUAUCAAGGAUAUGUUUACAAUGGUUUUUAUAUCACAGUGAAAGCUUUGUUCUUAAAACAGCAAACAAAAAUUUGAUUAUUGCUGAAAUAUAAUUUUCAUGUACAAGUUUCUACCAAAUUGUGGUCUGUUCCUUAAUUCUGUGUUUCAAAAGGCAUAUUACUUCAGAGGAAAUAAAUGAUAAUGGGGAAAAAAG
Molecule: messenger RNA, 3050 nt
Organism: Phyllostomus hastatus (greater spear-nosed bat)
Lineage: Eukaryota; Metazoa; Chordata; Mammalia; Chiroptera; Phyllostomidae
Gene: CYSLTR1
Product: cysteinyl leukotriene receptor 1
Exons: 3
Coding region: 572-1585 (337 amino acids)
Biological process (GO): G protein-coupled receptor signaling pathway
Cellular component (GO): plasma membrane
Molecular function (GO): leukotriene receptor activity
Source: RefSeq, a predicted model, not a curated record